This is a messenger RNA of Wyeomyia smithii (pitcher-plant mosquito), 1102 nucleotides long. RefSeq lists its product as uncharacterized. The coding region runs from base 200 to 1102 and encodes 300 amino acids. NCBI's taxonomy places the organism in Eukaryota, Metazoa, Arthropoda, Insecta, Diptera, Culicidae. The transcript has a single exon. The record is from RefSeq and is a predicted model, not a curated record.
UGCACUUGAUGGUUGUCCUAAGUGUACAGUAAAAGGACGAAGUAUUAAUCAUCGUACAGUUUUUACAAGCAGCAUCGCCGAUACCAGGACUGAUGAAUCGUUUUUGAAUCUAGCAGACGGCCACCAUUUACAUCCGGAUAGAUUACCGCCGCUUGCAGCUAUACAUCUAGGAUGCGUUUCAACCGUACCUAUUGAUUAUAUGCACAAUGUUUUGCUAGGUGUAUUUAGAACACUCUUAAAAUUUUGGACUGAAACCUCAAAUAAAGCUUAUUCGUUGCCAACGGCCGCUAAGCAGGAAAUAGACAGAAGGAUAAAUUGUGUGAAACGACAGAUAUGUAGCGAAUUUGUGAGGUCUCCAAGGCCAUUAAGCGAAUUGAAAUUUUAUAAGGCAACUGAGUUGCGCCUGAUGCUUCUUUAUUUAGGACCAUUUUUAUUUCAUACUGUAGUUCGAGAACCAUAUUAUGAACAUUUUUUACUUCUCGCUUCAGCUAUUCGAAUUUUAUGUCAUCCUACCUGGCAUGCUACACAAAAUAGUACUGCUAAAACAAUGUUAAAACUGUUUGGAGAAAAAUUUCAAUUAUAUUAUGGAGAGCAGUUUUUCGUAUAUAAUUUUCAUAUAUGCUCAACACACUUAGCAGAUGAUUCUUUAUUACAUGGAAAUUUAGAUUCUUUUUCUGCCUUUCCCUUUGAAAAUUAUUUACAAAUUAUGUUGCAUUAUAUAAAGAAAGCUCCAAAUCCUCUUCAACAAUUCAAAAACCGGCUUGGUGAACAUUUGAAUUUUGAAACCAGCAGUAAGAAAAAGGUUUGUAAACAACGUGGAGAUUACUAUAGCAUUAUCACUAAUGGAAAAAACUGCACAAUUUCUGAGCAUCCCAAUGAUAAUUUUAUUUUUGUGAAUGGCAAUGUGUAUCAAGUCCAAAAUAUCACCAAAAACAAUCAUGACUUUGAACUGAAGUGUAAAAAAGUGUCGCAUCUCUUAUCUUUAUACAUGAACCCUUUAAAAUCAGCAUCGGUUGGACUAUUCUGUUCCGGCAGCAUAACCAGAUAUUGUGUUGUUCAAUUCAUAAAGCGUAUCCAAAGUUUUAUGUAUAAAAUUCGAUGA